AUGGCAAUGGGCUACCACCAAAAUGCUUUUUAUGAAAACUGUUCAUUUCAUGAAACAAAAAACAAGGAUACCACAAACACAUACAUGCAUUACAAUUGCAUCAAGUUGACCAAUUGUGAGGAAAAGCUGGAAAGCAAAUUGCAGUUCUGCCAAGGUAUCUAUUAUGAGGGGUAAUUUAGUAAUAUCAACUGAGUUGAUAACGUAAACUGACUACCGUGAAGAGUUUCAAAGAUGACGUUUUGAGUGUUAGCCCUUCGUCAUAGUCAUUUGCUACCGUUUGGGUUCAUUGGAAGAAAAAAUCCAGCAGAGUCAUCUUCACACUUCUUCCUCUCUAAGAAAUAAUUUACAUAUAGGUCCCCUUUAGAAGAUUGUGUUUCUUUUUAAAAGAACCGAUAUCACGUGCAAUCUAAGAAGCAAUCACUGUCCUGUCCAAUGCGAUCAGUGGCUCUUGUAUUACAGUAUGGCCGUGAGAUCUUUAGCCGAUCUUUAGAGAUCCUCAGCUUUCCGUUGGUAACGAGAUACAGUAGGGAAAUAACUAGAUGCGAAGUCUUCGACGUGAUUGGGAGAAGUUCGUGCGGAAACCUUAAGUCAAAUUGUCGACUGCCUUCCUUUUGGGGCAAAUAUGUAUUAUAAAUGUACCCAGAGAAAAAUUUUCUUGAGAUCAUGUAUCGGCUUUUUUUAUUACUAUUUAUUGUUCUAAUAAGCGACAUCUUCAUUUAUAAAGUUCAAGUUCGCCUAAAUGGAGCAAAUGUGGACUACGGUGGAAGAGUAGAAGUAUUUUUCAGGGGGAAAUGGGGAAAGAUCUGCCGUAAUGCAUGGGACUUCAAUGAUGUUAAAGUGAUUUGCCGUCAACUCGGUUUCGAAGAUGCUCUGGCUGAGUUCAUUGGCUCAGAUGUGAAGGAAGAUGAAAUUCCGUUUGUAAUGUCUGAUGUAGCCUGCUCAGGAAGUGAACCUCAACUGGCAUCAUGUCCUCGUACUGAUGAAAAUCUCAAAAGAGAUGUUAAUGUGUCUGCUGAACUGUGUCGAAAAGAUUACAAAGCAGCUCAAGCGUUGUGUCAACCCAGUAAGACUUUUCUUUCAGAUCAAAUCCCGUUUAAUCAA
Pocillopora meandrina is the source of this 1101-nucleotide messenger RNA. The record is from the annotation of a GenBank genome assembly. Lineage: Eukaryota; Metazoa; Cnidaria; Anthozoa; Scleractinia; Pocilloporidae.